Messenger RNA from Salvia miltiorrhiza (redroot sage), 2236 nucleotides. RefSeq names its product clavaminate synthase-like protein At3g21360. The transcript has 3 exons. Gene Ontology annotation, molecular function: oxidoreductase activity. The record is from RefSeq and is a predicted model, not a curated record. NCBI's taxonomy places the organism in Eukaryota, Viridiplantae, Streptophyta, Magnoliopsida, Lamiales, Lamiaceae. Bases 1080 to 2039 code for a protein of 319 amino acids.
AACUCUCCCUUAAAACUUAUUUUCACGGAGGGAUGGAGUAUUUAUGUUAUUGAAGAAAUGUCUAUAACUAUAUUGCAGAAGAUUUCAAACAAUAUAAAAUUCAAAGCGAUGUGUAUAACUACUUAGUAGAAUAAUUAUCCUAUUGAAAAAGCCAAAAUAAUCGUCAACCCAGCUCUUUAUUUAUUACUAUUAUACUAUCUCCCUCCGUCCCAUAAUAAGUGUUCUAGUUCUUUUUGAAGUGUCCGGUAACAAAUGUCCAAGUUCUAAAGUAAGAAGGUGGACCCACCAUCUUUAAUUUUACAUUUUUACCUUUAAUCAUCACCACUUUAAUUCUACUCAUCUCACAAAAUAAAAGUGAUCGAGCUCCAACAUUUUUUAUUUUUUUUACUCUUUAAUCAUACUCGCCUAAAUUCUCAUGUCGAAACAAAUUAGGACACUUGUUAUGGAAAUGAGGGAGUAAUAUUUACGUAGCAUAUUAGAGAACAUUUAAUUCAAGAAUAUAGAAUAGAGAUAUAUCGUCUCUCUCUAGAAAUUUUUUAUACAAUUCAUGUCAGAAACUUAGAUGAAGGAGUUGGGAUAUCUCGAGUUGCUUUAAGGUAGAAGAAGGUAGAUAUAUACAAUGAUACAUAUAUAGGUGUAUGUGAGGCUUUUUCUUAGAUAAAGCAGUUUGGGAUAUCGUAAAUAAUUUUCGCAAUUAAAGAUUUGCACAUUUUUCAGUGAUCACGACAUUUUUAUUUUAUUUUUAAAAUGAAUGACUAAUAUAUAUUUAUAAUCUAUUUAUCAAAAGUGGUCAAAAAUAAAUAUUAAAUUGGCAGAGUCAAAGAUUUAAACCAUGGAUUACACUUGGACAAAGGUAAGCAAACAAAGCCAAAAGCUAGCGAAUGCCAACACACAUUUGUAGGAAACGACAGUCGACAAAGUCAAGAAAGCAUAUAAAUUGAUGCCGAUCAUCAACUGAUUCCAUUGUUUAAGUGCUAUGCAACAGCAUCUUCCCAAAUUCAUAUAAAUAUUGCUGCAAGUAAAAUCAAAUUGUGCAUCCAUAAUUUUAAGCAUAUUUUUGUACAAUCUACGUUUACUACAUGCUGAUGGAGAUGAGCUGCAAAUACUUCAAGGUAGGAAGGUGCGAAGGGCAGAAGGUGGUGGACGGCAAAGCUGUCCCGCUAGUGCUGCAGCCCCCGGAGGGCGGCGGAGGCGAGGUGGAGGGGCUGCUGUGGGCCAUAAGGGAGAACAAGGAGUGGUUCGAGAAGACGAUAGUGAAAAACAGUGCCGUCCUCCUCCGAGGCUUCCACGUCAAGAAUGCCCAAGAGUUCAACGACAUAGUCGAGGCCUUCGGGUGGGAGGACAUACGGUACGUGGGGCCCGCCCCGCGCACGCAUGUCUACAAGAGGAUCUGGACGGCCAACGAAGGCCCCCUGUCGGAGUUCAUAUACUACCACCAUGAGAUGGUCUUGAUAAAAGAAUUCCCAGAGAAGGUAAUUCUCUUCUGUGAAGUACCUCCACCGGAAGGAGGAGAAACUCCGAUCGUGCCUAGCUUCCGUGUAACGGAGAGGAUGUCGGAAGAGUACCCGGAGAUGGAGAGGAAAGGACUGCGAUACACCUUCACGGCCCUAAGCAAAAACGAUACAUCUUCCAUGAGAGGUCGAGGUUGGGAAGAUGCAUUCGGGACUUCAGAUCGCGUAGAAGCAGAGAAGAGGGGUAAGGCAUUAGGAAUGGAGAUGGAAUGGCUGGCAGAGGGCGGGGUGAAGACGAUACUAGGUCCCAGACCAUUGACAAGGGUGUUCGAGGGAAGAAAAGGAAGGAGGAUGUGGUUCAACACCGUCGUUGGAAUGCACGGUAGCGAGCUCAGCUCCGCCACCAUGGCCGACGCAAGUGAAAUACCGGACGAGGUGGUGAAGAGAUGCCAAGAGAUCAUCGAAGAAGAGAGCAUCCAAUUCAAGUGGCAAAAGGGCGACGUUUUGUUCCUCGAUAACUUAGCUUUACUUCAUGGUAGAAGGCCUUCCCUCCCACCAAGAAAAGUGUUGGUUGCUACAUGCAAAUAAACCAUCACUAUCAACACUGAUUUCACAAAAUAUUGAAUUAUGACCAUUUUACAACAACUCGAGUAUACAUAAUUCAAGGAAAUAUGCAUAGAAGCUAUAUUGCUUCGUAAAAGGUGUUAGAACUUAGCACUAUCGAAUCAGAGUAUGUAUCAAACAUUAGAGUUACAACAUUGAGUAAAGCGAGAGUGUCUUCUCCU